CGAAAUGAGGGAUGUUCCGAUAAUGACCGAGGUGAGCGACGAGGAGCUGGUGGGAGGGUGGAAGCCGCGCCUAGGACCGCUGUCCGUGGCCGACAAGGUGGAACAGGCCGAGCUUCUCAAGCGCCAGGGUAACCUUCACGUUAAACAAGGCGAGCUCAAGCGCGCGCUGGCAUCCUACGCCAAAGUGUUUGCUUACGUGAACGGCCUUUCCGUGGCUGGUGACUCUAUGUCCCAAUACGCGCAAGGGGCAGCAGGAAUGACAGCUACACAGCAGCAAGGCUCGCAAAUCCAAGCCGUCAAGGUGGCCGUGUGGGCCAACAUGGCGCUGUGCUAUUUGAAGCUCGGCACGCAGCCGGAGCGGGCGUUAAGCUGCUGUGACAAGGUGCUGGAGCUCGAGCCGCAGCACAAUAAGGCACGCUUCCGCAAGGCACAGGCCAUGGUGCAGCUUGUAUACUACGAGAGCGCGUACAAGCUGCUGAGCGAGCUGCUGGAGGAGGAGCCCAAGAACGCUGCCGUGCGAAGCGAGAUCCGAGCGCUACAAGCCAAGAAACGGGCAUACGACGCUGAGGCCAGGGCGAAGGAGAAGAGCGCAUUCGGCAGCAUGUUUUAAGUAAGACAGAGAGUGGCGUGAGGACAAAACUGCUGAUUCAAUGCAGGAAUAUAAAUCGUUUACUUAUAGUA
This is a messenger RNA of Phytophthora infestans T30-4, 681 nucleotides long. RefSeq lists its product as uncharacterized. Lineage: Eukaryota; Oomycota; Peronosporomycetes; Peronosporales; Peronosporaceae. Bases 23 to 610 code for a protein of 195 amino acids. Gene Ontology annotation, molecular function: protein binding. The record is from RefSeq and is a predicted model, not a curated record. The transcript has a single exon.